AUGGUCGAUGCAGCAUUACUUCCGGCUCUCUUCCGGUCGUUGGAUCAGAUUCCCGUGAUUGAUACCCAUAAAGUGGGUAUCAUGUACGUUGCACCUGGCCAGACACAUGAGCUUGAUAUUUUACGGAACGCCCAUGGGUCACCUGCGUAUACAAGGUUCCUCGAGGGCAUUGGCAGACUCAUCAAUCUUCGAGGUCAAGUUGACGUUUAUGCGGGUGGCCUGAGCUCGGACGAAGAUGGCGAAUACGCCUAUGCAUGGUGGGAUGAUAUAGGUCAAGUCCUUUACCACACCGCUACGAUGAUGCCAUCCAAACCUCACGACAAGUAUUGCGUCGACAAAAAACGUCAUAUUGGAAAUGACUAUGUCCGAAUCGUGUGGAAUGACUCCGGAAUCCCCUAUCAGUUUGACACGCUUGCCACUCAGUUCCAAUUCGUGAACAUCGUCAUCGAACCCCAUUCCCUUGGCGCAAUUGCUGCCUUUUCCAAUAACAUUCACGAAAAUGAGUAUUUCAAGGUCACUAUCCAACGUGCCUCUGGCAUGAGUGACUUUACACCUGUUGGUGACUUCAAGCUCAUAUCGGCAGAACAGCUCCCUUUGCUGGUUAGGCAACUCAGCUUACUGGCGGAUUGUUUUGCGUCUGUGUUUGAACGCACAGAGCGAGACACCAAAGAAGUCGAGGUCAUCACCAACUGGCGUGCUCGACUCCAAAAGAUCACGACGUUCAAGAGGGAGAAAAUGCCACCCCCGCAGACUGGGGGUGAAAUCGAAGGAGUAAUUGGGCAGGAGGCUUAUCGCAACUUCACAGCUACAUUCUAG
Messenger RNA from Suillus subaureus, 816 nucleotides. RefSeq lists its product as uncharacterized. Gene Ontology annotation, biological process: positive regulation of GTPase activity; regulation of small GTPase mediated signal transduction; negative regulation of TOR signaling. The record is from RefSeq and is a predicted model, not a curated record. Gene Ontology annotation, molecular function: GTPase activator activity. Bases 1 to 816 code for a protein of 271 amino acids. The transcript has a single exon. Gene Ontology annotation, cellular component: TSC1-TSC2 complex; nucleus; cytoplasm. NCBI's taxonomy places the organism in Eukaryota, Fungi, Basidiomycota, Agaricomycetes, Boletales, Suillaceae.